AUGGCGAGCUGCGCGCGACGCCUGCGGGGCGCCGUGGAUGCCAUGGCCGAGUCCAUCGAUCGAAUCCUGGACACCAUCGAGGUGGAGCAGCAGGUGUCACGCCUGGGUCAGCUGAUUGCACUUCAGCGCCAAGCACUGGAGGCACAUGGUUUCCAAGACUUCGCCGACUUCCAGAGCUGCUCGCAAGCCUCCUCGAGCCCUCAAGAUUUAGCUGCCCUCCAGCGCCUCCAGGCCUCCGAGCGUCGCUGGCGCGAGCUGCUGCAGCGCCUGGAGGCGACGGCCGGCAGAGCGGUGGGUGGCAUAGCGUUGGGGGCGCAGGCGCCACCGGUGGUGCUGCAGAGCGCAGGAGGCGAUUGGGUGGAUGUGCAGAGACUUUGUGAACGAUCCAGAGGGGUGCUUUUGGUGUGGCUCCGGCACUUUGGAUGA
Messenger RNA from Durusdinium trenchii, 426 nucleotides. The record is from the annotation of a GenBank genome assembly. Lineage: Eukaryota; Dinophyceae; Suessiales; Symbiodiniaceae.